This is a messenger RNA of Lingula anatina, 3206 nucleotides long. Its product is annotated as ALK tyrosine kinase receptor. Lineage: Eukaryota; Metazoa; Brachiopoda; Lingulata; Lingulida; Lingulidae. Gene Ontology annotation, biological process: multicellular organism development; cell surface receptor protein tyrosine kinase signaling pathway; protein phosphorylation. The record is from RefSeq and is a predicted model, not a curated record. Gene Ontology annotation, molecular function: ATP binding; protein binding; transmembrane receptor protein tyrosine kinase activity. Gene Ontology annotation, cellular component: plasma membrane; signaling receptor complex.
UCAGUUGUGCCCCAGUCACUGUACCAAGCUGACAUUUCUGUCACUCACAUCAUCGCCAUGGCAAUGGGUGGGAUAGCAGCUGUUGCCACGUUCUUCGCCUGUGUGGCUUGUGGAGUCCACUAUCGCCACAGACAGAUGGUCAAGGGGUCCAAACUGGACAAGGCACCACACCGCACUGACCAACAGCUGAGCCGACUCCGCCAAGGACAGAUCUCCCUCCCUCUUCCCACAGAAAUGAACCCAAACUAUGACUUUGGCUUCUCCAGUGGCCAGCUGGCAGAGCUGAGGGAUAUCCCUAGGGAUCACCUGAAGCUAGUCAGAGCCUUGGGUCAAGGUGCAUUUGGCGAGGUUUACCAGGGCAACCUGUCCAACGCGUCCAGAGGGUCACGUGACAUCCCAGUGGCCGUCAAGACAUUGCCUUCUCUGUGCACAGACCAAGCUGAGAUGGACUUUUUGAUGGAGGCCAUGAUCAUGAGCAAAUUCCAUCACCCCAACAUAGUACGCUUUAUUGGCGUGUGUUUUGACAAACACCCCCGGUUCAUUGUGCUGGAACUGCUGGAGGGUGGCGACCUGAAAACUUUCCUUAGAGAAGCAAGACCCAAACAGAAUGAAGCCCCCAAGGUCAGUAUGCUGGACCUCCUAAAACUGGCCAUUGAUGUGGCCAAGGGGUGCCACCAUCUUGAAGAACACCACUUCAUCCACAGAGACAUCGCGGCCAGAAACUGUCUGCUGACCAGUAAAGAUGCUGACCGCGUGGCCAAGAUAGCUGACUUUGGCAUGGCAAGAGAUAUCUACAGAGCUGAUUACUACAGAAAAGGUGGGAAAGCCAUGCUGCCAGUGAAAUGGAUGCCCCCAGAAGCAUUCUUGGAUGGAAUUUUCACUUCAAAAACUGAUGUCUGGUCUUUUGGAAUCCUGCUCUGGGAACUGUUCUCUCUUGGCUAUAUGCCGUACACAGGGCGAGGAAACCAGGAUGUCAUGCAACUAGUGACAUCUGGUGGACGUAUGGAUCCCCCUGAAAACUGUCCACCUUCAGUAUAUGCUAUAAUGGUACAGUGUUGGCAUGGGGUGCCUGAAAUGAGACCAAAUUUUGAAUCCAUCAUCCACCAGUUAAACCAGUGUCUACAGGACCCGUGUGUGGUGAAUGGUCGUCUGCCAACAUUCAACAUGCACCACAACCCAGAGCACGACAUAACGAUCAUGCGCCCACACUCCAAUGACCAAGUGGUCUUGACCGUCAAAUCACGAGCUGCCAAUAACGACACAUCUGCCCAAAGCCAGGCAGACUCUGAGGACCCCAGUCAGCCAUUACUGAGCAGUGGCUCUGAGGAGGAGGCGACAGGGGUGUCACAGCAGGAGACACCACAGGGGGGAGAGGUCUUUGACCAAGGGGUACAUCACUAUACAGAGCAGUUCAGUGGUCAGCAGUCCACCCUACGGAGCCCCUUACCUCCGCCCUCACCAGAUCAUGACAUGUUUUCUUAUGUAUCUACAGCUCUACAGCAGAUCCAGAACAGACAAAGCAUGAGUAGCACCAGCAGUAACACCUUCUCUGUCAGUGCAGAGAUACACCAUGGUGAGGAGGAGGGGGGAGAUGAGGACGAGGAGGAGGAGGAGGAUUUCAAUAGAGGAGACAGUAGGAGGGACUAUCAUGUAUCACAACCACUGUUACCAACUGUGGUGGCUCAGUCUCUGUUACAAGUGAAUGAUUCUCAGCCACUCAGUGUCCAGAGGUCAAGUCAAAGGUCACUCAGUGACCCGAGGUCAGGCCAAAGGUCAUCCUCCAAUGUGUCCAGCUUGUGUUCAAUGGAUCUGAGUCCGGGUUUCACCAGCCUCAAUUCCUCCCUGAAUCUCACUCCCAGUGUGCAUUCCAGCAGCUCUUCUGUGUUCUAUGCCAGUAAAACAAACACUAGGUGCUCAGACUGUAGUCAGGAACAGAGCACAACCACCACUGGUGAAAGGUCCACUCCUGUGAGUCAAAGGCUUUCUCAAAGUCAAUUAAAUCUGAGUACAGAGCAGGGGACAUCGAACAGUGCUCUGGACAGACCUUAUUUAUCUAGGCCCUGGUCACAUGACUCGUCUACCAUACCCAGCCAGGUGCUGGUACGGCUGACGGCCAUGCAGAAAGGCAACGAUAAACACAGGAGUGAUUCUGGUGUGGAUAUGGACAACAAAUCAGACACUGUCAUUCAGCUGUCAGCCACUGAGGAUUGUACUUGGAUAUAGGGGAAUUUAAAGUUGUCAGACAUUGAAUUUGAAAUUAAGGGAUGAUUGCCCAUGCUAGUAAAUCAGAUACUGAAAGUUAUGAAUCAAGGAAGAUUAGAUUUAUGAGGUUUAGGGUAUGAUAAUCGCUGAGCGAAUGUUAUGAUAGUGUUUAGAGGCACUCAGAGCUGGUGCAGAUAAAAAGUCAGUUACACGUCUCAUAUUGUGAACAUUUGUAAUUAACGUUAAUUAAUGCUCCAAAUAACUUGAUUUCAAAAAUUGGAGCAAGAGUAUGAUAAACAUUACAUCAAUCAGUAUUACAGAGGAUAAGGUAAUUUUUUUUCAAAAUAUUAUCUAUAACCAUUUGAUAUUUUUCCAUGCAUGAAAAAAGAUUGGUCUGAUACAUACAUCAGUAAUUGUCUUGAAGGGUAAUAUGAGCUUUUAUAUAGUAACUGGUAAAGUUGUAUAAUCAGUCAGUUGAAACCCAUCAAUUUAAAAUGAUGUGAUUAAAUUGAAACCAGAUACAACAUUGUUGAAAUAAUAACUGAAAAAAUUGUUUUUACUGAUAUCUUGUUUGUGCAGAUCUCACAUUGUUAUGAUGCUUAUUGUUAAGUUGUGUGUAAAGCUCUUUGUAUUGUACAGUAUUUCCAUAUCUAAUACCAUAAAGUUCUUUAUAUCCUAUAUGUUAUAAUAACAGUUGUUUUGUAUUUUAAUAUUCAUAAAUUAUAUUAGGACCUAGUCUCGGGAGAUUCUAGGGCUUGGAAACUAAUUUAAUUUAAUUUAAGUCAUUGUUAGUGAUUCUUUAAAAGAAUGACUUAAUUGCAAAAAAUGGCAAGGAUGAAGCAUCUCUUAUAAAGCUGAGGUGCUGGUUGAAAAUGAUUAUUUAUUAUGAUUUCACUACUUAAUGCGGUUUGUAGUGGUAAGCAUGAUCGGAUGUGUAAAUAGUUUUACUUUGUAUCUGCUCUUUAAUGCAUUAAAAUGAAAAUAAAAAUUAAAUCAAGAUCUCA